Coccinella septempunctata (seven-spotted ladybird) is the source of this 1505-nucleotide messenger RNA. It is a transcript of the gene Uba3, whose product is annotated as NEDD8-activating enzyme E1 catalytic subunit. The coding region runs from base 96 to 1427 and encodes 443 amino acids. Gene Ontology annotation, molecular function: NEDD8 activating enzyme activity. Gene Ontology annotation, biological process: protein neddylation. The transcript is spliced from 3 exons. The record is from RefSeq and is a predicted model, not a curated record. NCBI's taxonomy places the organism in Eukaryota, Metazoa, Arthropoda, Insecta, Coleoptera, Coccinellidae. Gene Ontology annotation, cellular component: nucleus; cytoplasm.
GUGUUUUGAUUUUUGAAUGGACAUUUAUCAAUGGAUUAAUUCAAAAAUCAUAUAAAUGAUAUACUUCUUUCAAUAAUAAUAAGUAUUCAUCAACAAUGGGGGACUGGCAGGAAGUGGGUGAAAAGAGAUGGGGUCAUCUUCGAAAAGUACUCGAAAGACCAGGGCCAUUCAGCCAUCCAGAUUUUGAACCAAGUCCGGACUUAUUAGAUUUCAUCAGAAAUACUUGUAAGAUUUUGAUAAUUGGCGCAGGGGGUCUCGGAUGUGAACUUUUGAAAGACCUAGCUAUGAUGGGUUUCAAACACAUUCACAUAAUAGAUAUGGACACCAUUGACUUGUCCAAUUUGAAUAGGCAGUUCUUAUUCAGGCCGAAAGAUAUAGGCAAUUCUAAGGCUGAAGUAGCAGCUGCCUUUGUAAAUAAAAGAAUAAGUGGAUGUCAAGUUGUUCCCCAUUUCUGCAAGAUUCAGGACUAUGAUUCGGAAUUUUAUAAGCAGUUUCAUAUUGUAGUGUGUGGGUUAGAUUCAAUUGUUGCUAGAAGAUGGAUAAAUGGGAUGCUUAUUUCAAUGUUGAAUUAUGAAGAUGGAGUAUUAGAUCAAAGCAGUGUAAUUCCUCUUGUUGAUGGAGGUACUGAAGGUUUUAAAGGAAAUGCCCGUGUGAUUUUUCCUGGGAUUAGUGCCUGUGUUGAGUGCACCCUUGAUUUAUAUCCUCCUCAGGUCACAUAUCCUUUGUGUACCAUCGCUAACACUCCUCGCCUCCCUGAACACUGCAUAGAAUAUGUCAAAGUAGUACUUUGGCCUAAAGAGAGUCCUUUCAAUGCAACAUUAGAUGGCGAUGAUCCUCAGCACGUUGGGUGGAUCUAUGAAAAGUCUUUAGAAAGAGCGCAACAAUUCAAUAUACCAGGGGUGACAUACAGAUUGGUACAAGGUGUUGUUAAAAAUAUUAUUCCAGCUGUUGCAUCAACUAAUGCAGUGAUAGCUGCAGUAUGUGCUACAGAGGUUUUCAAAAUAGCAACAAGCUGUUGCCUCACCCUGAAAAACUAUCUAGUUUUCAAUGAUGUUGAUGGAAUAUACACGUAUACUUAUGAGGCUGAAAAGAAAGAGAAUUGCCUUGUAUGCUCCCAAGUGCCCCAAGUUAUUGACAUCAACGAUCCAACAAAAAUGAAACUGAAGGAUAUAAUCACACUUCUAACUGAAAGUGCCCAAUACCAGAUGAAAAGUCCUGGUUUGACCACCGUUGUUAAUGGUAAAAAUAAAACAUUGUAUAUGUCAACCAUAAAGAGUAUUGAAGAAAGAACAAGGGAUAACUUGAAUAAAAGCCUGGUGGAAUUGGGAUUGGAGGACGGCAGUCAGAUAUUGGUAGCUGAUAUUACUGCCCCUGAAAGCCUGGUUAUUAAACUGAAAUAUUUGUCGCCAGAUAUUGAAAUGACGUAAGAAUAAGUCCACAGUGAAUCACUUAUCUAAUUUUGUAACAUUACUCAUUUGAAAUGAAAUCUUGUAUAUAAAAAUGAA